CAACAUUCCAAGGGUGCCAACCCAAAAUAUAAAAGGAAUCAUUGCCAUUGUCCUUGGCAUCAAGCAUCACGACUGCAAAGAUGGCAUUUGCUCUUCACUCUUUGUUCCUCCUUUGUGGGAUCAGUGGACUGUUGACCGGAGUUUGGUCUUUCCCCAUGAAGUUUUACAAAGACAAUAACUGUCCUAAAGACUGGACUCAGUUGGACAGCCUCUGUUACAUCUACGAAGAAGAACUGAGGAGCUUUGCAGAUGCAGAGGCUAUCUGCAACAUUCUUGGUGGGAAUCUGGUCUCCAUCCACAGUGGCCUGGAAAAUGCAGUUGUACUUGAAGUGGCUAAAAACGGUACUGCUGGAUUCUGGAUUGGGCUCUCUGACAGUCUUGAGGCUGAUGACUACAUAUGGACUGAUGGGACACGUGAGGAUUUCACUAACUUUGAUGUCACUAAUCCUUCUCUGCCACAGCCUAAUAGCGCUAAUGGUGACUGUGUACAGCUUGAUAAGAAUGAUGGAUUUUGGCAAACUAUGGGGUGCGCUGACCUUGCACCAUAUGUUUGCGUCAUGGAGGCGGGCCACUAAUCACCCCUCUUACCAUCCUGUCUUCUGUCACCAUGGUGUUUGCUAAUCAUGAUGACUUAAUGAGACAAUAUAAAACUUUCGUGGUGUCUUUGUAUGUUUGGGUUAACUAUCAAGUCUCCUUUAAUUCCAUAAUGCUCAGUUGUUAUCGACAAUAAAUUUGUAACGUCAAAAAGCAUCUCCGAGUAAAUGAAGGAAUCUGUCAGCAUCAAAA
Molecule: messenger RNA, 786 nt
Organism: Phyllopteryx taeniolatus (common seadragon)
Lineage: Eukaryota; Metazoa; Chordata; Actinopteri; Syngnathiformes; Syngnathidae
Product: lactose-binding lectin l-2-like
Exons: 7
Coding region: 81-575 (164 amino acids)
Source: RefSeq, a predicted model, not a curated record